Molecule: messenger RNA, 3717 nt
Organism: Schistocerca serialis cubense
Lineage: Eukaryota; Metazoa; Arthropoda; Insecta; Orthoptera; Acrididae
Exons: 23
Coding region: 1-3717 (1238 amino acids)
Biological process (GO): monoatomic ion transport; transmembrane transport
Cellular component (GO): membrane
Molecular function (GO): monoatomic ion channel activity; protein-containing complex binding
Source: RefSeq, a predicted model, not a curated record
AUGCUGCUCACCGUCUGCGUGCUCUACAACUUGUGGACGCUCAUCGUGCGCCAGAGCUUCCCCGAGCUGCAGCAGCGCGCGCCCGCCUUCUGGCUCUCCUGCGACUCCAUUAGCGACGCCGUCUUCCUGCUCGACGUCGCCGUCCAGUUCCGCACAGGUUACCUGGAGCAGGGCCUGAUGGUAUACGACUCCAAGAAGCUGGCGGGCCACUACCUGCGUUCGAGGGCCUUCCUGCUCGACCUGAGCGCGUUGCUCCCACUAGACCUGCUCCAGAUCAACCUGGGCACCAACCCCAUCCUCAGGUUCCCAAGGUUUCUCAAGGUGUACCGCGUCUACGACUACUACUACAUGGUGGAGUCACGCACCGUCUACCCCAACCUGUGGCGCGUCGUCAACCUCAUCCACAUCCUCAUGAUCCUGGCGCACUGGUUCGGCUGCUUCUACUACUUGCUGAGUGAGGCCGAGGAGUUCCAGGGCGACUGGGUGUACCCGUACCGGCCGGGAGAGUACGCGACGCUGACGCGCAAGUACCUGGGCUCGCUGUACUGGUCGACGCUGACCCUCACCACCAUCGGCGACCUGCCCACGCCGGAGAGCAACCUGGACGAUGGAUCGCCGAACGGCCCCAAACACCUGCCCAGGCGCGGUCUCAAAUCCCGAAUACUCCAGUUCAAAUCCAACCGCGGGUACAUCUUCACCAUCGUCAGCUAUCUCAUCGGCGUCUUCAUAUUUGCCACCAUAGUGGGCCAGGUGGGCAACGUGAUAACCAACCGGAACGCUAACCGGUUGGAGUUCGAGCGGCUUCUGGAUGGCGCCAAGACGUACAUGCGCCACCACAAGGUGCCGGGCGGUAUGAAGCGGCGGGUGCUGCGCUGGUACGACUACAGCUGGUCCAGGGGGCGAAUUCAGGGCGGCGGCGACAUCAACACGGCCCUGGGUCUGCUGCCGGACAAGCUGAAGACCGAGCUGGCGCUGCACGUCAACCUCAGCGUCCUCAAGAAGGUGACCAUCUUCCAAGAGUGCCAACCUGAGUUCCUGCAUGACCUCGUGCUGAAGAUGAAGGCGUACAUCUUCACACCGGGUGACAUCAUCUGCCGCAAAGGCGAGGUCGCCAGGGAGAUGUUUAUUAUCGCGGACGGCAUCCUCGAGGUCAUCAGCGAGACCGGGAGGGUGCUAACCACGAUGAAAGCGGGGGACUUCUUCGGUGAGAUUGGGAUCCUGAACCUCGACGGUCUCAACAAGCGGACAGCGGACGUGCGCUCUGUGGGCUACUCGGAGCUGUUCAGCCUGUCGCGGGAGGACGUGCUGGCCGCCAUGAAGGACUACCCGGAGGCGCAGGAGAUCCUGCAGAACCUCGGCAGGAAGAGGUUGAUGGAGGCGCGCAACAUGAACAAGCCCAAGACUGCGGCCGGCCACGGCAGCGGCCACGGCCGCCACGGCGAGCACGGCGGCGGCGAGGCGGGCGACGACAGCGCCGGCAAGCGCAUCGUGGACCGCCUGCGCUCCGACGUCAAGGGGCUCAAGAACGCGCUGCGCAAGAGCCGCAGGGGCCACAGGACGAACGACGAGUCGCUGGAGCUGCAGCCGCUGAACCCGGACGGGGGGCCGGCGCCCAGCGAGCGCCACGGCUCCGGCAAGGGCGUGCUGCGCCGCAUGUCGCGCGUCCGCAGCGACGAGGCCGACGACAUCGGCCGGCCGGCUGCCGACAACCACCCGCAGGGCGCCAGCCUGCUGCCGGGCGCGCAGCCCAUGUCGCCGUCGGAGAAGCUGGGCGCGGGCCUGCCGCUGCUGCAGCGACUGCGCAUGCUCAAGGAGAAGCAGGAGCGCGAGGAGCGCAAGCUGCUGCCCGCGUCGCCGCCGUCGCCGCCGCCGGCGCCCGCCCCCGGCGAGCGGGACCGGCCGGCCACCCCCGAGCGCGAGCACGAGGUGCUGGGCGCCGGCCUACCGCUGCUGCAGCGCCUCAAGCUGCUGAAGCAGAAGGAGAAAAAAGCAUUGUUAAAGACCACGGGAAAACGUGUAUCGAACAGUUCUAAAAAUUUGGUAUCGGACAAUUCAGUAACUUCGAGUGGUGUCAGUUAUACAUCAGACUACGGCAUGAAUCCGUCCAGCCUGUCGCCCCCGACGACGGCGGACGACUCGCGGCUGCACUCGGGCCCCUCCUCUGAGGAGGACUCUGCGGCUCCUCGCAGAGUCGCCGCCGGCAGCUCCAUCCUCACACGGCUCGCCUCGCUCAAGCACGCUGGUCGGCAGCCCAGCGCGGCGUCGUCGACGGCGUCGAGCGACCGGCACAGCGACGCGGAGGCGGUCCCGUGCGGGCCGUGCUCGCCCACGGAGGCGCUGUCGCCGCCCCCCUCCGCCACCAGCUCGGCGCCGUCGCGCGGCGGCUCACUACUGCUGCGCGACAAGCUCAAGACGCUGGUUCACGCGCCCGCGCACACGCCGCCGCACACUAAGCGUGCACUGUCCGGCCAUAACGCAGUGGCCCUUGCAGCAGGCGAACUUCCGCGGCCGGGGCUGGUGAAGAAGCAGCCGUCGUGGACGAUCCUGAAGCGCGCGGCCAUCGUCUCGUCCUCGGGGUCCCGCGAGGACGAGAGCAGCGACGCGAGCGCCGUGUCCGCCCCCGCGGCGCUCGACCGCACCGCCGCCGAGGGUGGAGACGCCGCCGCCGAAUCCGACCUGGUGCCGGGGGCCACGCCUACCGACACGCCCUCCUCGCCUGCGCGCCACAAGGACGUAGACGACGACCAGCUGCCCGUCCCAGCAGUGCCAGGAAUCGCCAAAGAAAACGACGCGUGGAGGCCGUCAGUGGAGAUGGCGUCGCCCCCGCCAGCACGCCCUGCGAAGCCGACCCUGCUGCAAAUCCAACAGCGAGAGACAAAGUUCUACACAUCGAUAGACGACCUGUCGCCCGAGUACUCGGGCCUGCCCUUCGUCAAGAAGCUCAAGAUCCUGAACGAGCGCCAGAAGCUGGCCGAGCUGGAGCGCACCGUGGCCGCCGCCGGCUUCCUGCGCAGCUCCAGCCUCGACUCGGGCGGCGCGCCCCCCGGCUGCCUCGACGGCGGCCUCACCAGGCGGCGCGCUAACCGCCCGCGGCUGCGUGCCGGCAGGUCGCACUCGGAAGCGACGGCGAUGCAGUACGUGCGCUCGCAGCAGCUGUGCCGGGACGGCGCGCCGCCGGAGCCGCCGCAGCACCAGCUGCAGACGCCGACGUCCCCCGAGAGCAACGAGACGCCCGAGCGGCGCAACCUCAAGAGCAUCCUCAAGAAGCUCUCGGCGGGCUCGCUAUUUUCGGCGGUGCCGCCGCCCGCAGUGGACAUGCGCAAGCUGAUGCGUGCGCCCACGGUGGAAGGCUACGCUGCGAGGCACUCCAAGCUCACCAAGAGCGUCACCUUCAACCGCGACACACUCCAGUCGCCUCCAGCGUCUCCUCCAGCGUCGCCUGUCGCAUCUCAGCAGCCUCAAGUGCAGACAGGUCCCACUAGUCCGACAACAACAGCGGAAGACAAUCGAUUGAUAACUCCUCCGCCACCAGUUAUUGCCCAGAAGAAGCCACAACCGCCUGCUUCCGUCUUAGCAGCGAAUCAGAAAAACUUUCUGGGAACAUCGCUGCUCCUACCAUCACAAAAUGGAGAUGAAGAAUUUUUUGGUGACAUAAUCAGUGGCAUCAAGCAAGUCAUCCAGGGCCAUCUCGUAAGCAUUAAGAACACACAUUACUAG